Cladophialophora bantiana CBS 173.52 is the source of this 357-nucleotide messenger RNA. RefSeq lists its product as uncharacterized. The record is from RefSeq and is a predicted model, not a curated record. Bases 1 to 357 code for a protein of 118 amino acids. Lineage: Eukaryota; Fungi; Ascomycota; Eurotiomycetes; Chaetothyriales; Herpotrichiellaceae. The transcript has a single exon.
AUGGAACUUUUGCAAUUGCGCGAUGUCAGUCCCGAGGCGUAUCCCAGACGGCUGUUGGGCGGAGAGUGCCUUACUGUAUCACUCCUCUUUGGCUUCAGUCUCAUCCAAUACUGGACCAACGCAACAGUUUUCUCGCCUUUCCCAGAAGCUUUGGGUCAGUCUAUGAGCGAAGCGGGUGGAGGCCAAGCUCGCCUCGUCAUAGUGUGGAAGAGGGCCGACAUGGGCGAAGUCAGGUUUGACGCGGAACACCUUGCACAUUUCGUAUACAGCAUGUAUCUGCGGAUGUUUGAACAUGACAAUCUGACGGCUCUGUCAUUCCAGACCGCCGACAGGCUAUCGCUACUAUGGUUUCCAUAG